This is a messenger RNA of Phytophthora nicotianae INRA-310, 2916 nucleotides long. RefSeq lists its product as hypothetical. Gene Ontology annotation, molecular function: pectate lyase activity. Bases 1 to 2916 code for a protein of 971 amino acids. The transcript has a single exon. Lineage: Eukaryota; Oomycota; Peronosporomycetes; Peronosporales; Peronosporaceae. The record is from RefSeq and is a predicted model, not a curated record.
AUGGACCGCAGGCUCUUCGUAGCGUUGCUUGCGUUUGUACUAGCUCACCAUGAAUUGGCCAUCGCUGCUUCAAUCAUAACGGGCACGGCACCUGGAUUUGCGGCGGGGACCACAGGAGGCGGCGACGUAAAACCCGUCUACCCUACCACCGUCAAGGAAUUGGCAACUUACCUCAGCGAUGCCGAACCACGGGUCAUAGUAUUGAAGCAAGAGCUCAAGUUCAUCAACACUGAGGGGUCCACAACCGAGAGUGGAUGUCGCCCAACCAACAACCAGCAAUGCCUCGCCAAGAACAACGGUUUUAAGGGACAGGAUGCGAUUCUAAUGAACGGAGAUACAGCUAUGCAGCAAACGGGUGGAUGCGACAGCGGCGGCAAGUCGAUUGAUGUGACGUAUGACAACGCAGCCAAGGAUCCAUUGACAGUCGCUAGUGACAAGACAUUGGUUGGUGAAGGCACCAAGGGUGUGCUGAAUGGCAAAGGUCUCAUCAUCACUGGCAGUAACGUAAUCGUGCAGAAUAUCCACAUCACGAAUUUAAAUCCUCAUCUAGUGUGGGGCGGCGACGGUAUCACCAUUCGAGGAGAAGGUGACGUCGCACCUAAAGGCGUGUGGAUCGAUCAUGUUAAAGUCUCCAGUGUCGGACGUCAGAUGGUCGUAAUUAACUUUUCAGGAGCCACGGGUGUCACGAUCAGUAACUCGGAUUUCGAUGGCAACACUAAGUACUCGGCUUCGUGCGACGGUCACCACUAUUGGGGUUUCUUGAUUUUGGGUAAAAAGACAGAGCUUAGUCUGCUUGGCAACUACAUUCACCACACUUCAGGUCGGUCGCCCAAGAUCGGAGGCCACGACGGGGAGAUCUCUGUUGUCCACGCUGCCAACAACUAUUUCUUCGAGAAUUCUGGUCACGCUUUUGACGUGGCAACGGGUGGGUACGUUCUCGCAGAGGGAAACUACUUCGCUUCGGUCAAGUCUCCGAACAUGGACGACCCAACCGGAAACUUCAUGGUACCUACUGCUGCGGCAGAUUGCAAGGCGACCAUCGGUCGCAACUGCGAGCUAAACGUUCUCAAAGACAGUGGCGCUCUGAAGGGAUACUCACAAGACAAGGUGGGGUCGCAGCUUACAGAUGUCAAGAAGCAGAUCACGGAUUAUAAGGUCACGGCAGCGACUCAAUUGUCGGAAGCUAGUGGCAACUUUGGUGUAGGUGAAUUCGGAGGUGGCAUUACUCAGUCGAGUGCCUCUAGUGGUGCUGAGGCACCUAAAACAGACCCGAAAACAACGCCAACAAAGGCUCCGGUGACGACGAAACCACCAACCACCAAGUCUCCGACAACCCAGGGAUCGGAUGCUGGUGCACCUACGACUCAAGAUUCGGGCUCAGCUGACGCUCCCGAUACGAAAGCUCCAGUAGCAACGAAGGUUCCGUCAAAUACAGCAACUCCAGCUUCGACAAAUACCCCCAAGACGAACGUGCCUACUCCUACAGACACUCCAAACCAGUCUCAGCCGCCUGCUCCAGCUAAUACCCCAAAUGAAGGAUCGACGAGUGGAUCGGUUCCUGGAUUUGGAGCUGGAACUUCGGGGGGUGGUAGCGCGAAACCCGUCUACCCCAAAACUAUCAAGGAACUCUCCACUUACCUCAGCGAUGCCGAGCCACGAGUCAUCGUACUGACACAAGAGUUCAAGUUCAUCAACACCGAGGGAUCCACGAAAGAGAGUGGCUGCCGACCGACGAACAACCAGCAGUGUCUUGCAAAGAACAACGGCUUCAAAGGACAAGAUGCAAUUCUCAUGAACGGCGACAAACCUAUGCAGCAAACGGGCGGGUGCGACAGCGGCGGCAAGUCGAUCGAAGUGACGUACGACAACGCCGCUAAGACCCCACUGUCUGUUGCGAGUGACAAGACUUUGGUUGGGGAAGGUACCAAGGGUGUUCUCAAUGGUAAAGGCCUCCUCAUCGAAGGUAGUAAUGUGAUUAUUCAGAACAUCCACAUCACAAAUUUGAACCCUCACCUCGUCUGGGGUGGCGAUGCGAUCUCCAUCGGCGGUAGUGGACAGGCACCGAAGAAUAUUUGGAUCGACCACGUCAAGAUUUCCAACGUGGGUCGUCAGAUGAUCGUGGUUCACUUCUCCGGUGCUACGGGCGUCACGAUCAGUAACUCGGACUUCGACGGCAAUACCAAGUUCUCAGCUUCCUGUGAUGGCCAUCACUACUGGGGGUUCCUGUUGUAUGGCAAGACGACGCAGAUCAGUCUAGUGGGUAAUUACAUUCACACGAUGUCGGGACGCGGACCAAAGAUCGGUGGUGCUGAAGGUGAUAACGUCGUUGUUCACGCUGCAAACAACUACUUCGACGACAACACGGGUCACGCGUUUGACAUUGCCGCUGGCGCGUACGUGUUAGCUGAGGGUAACUACUUCUCUUCGGUCAAAACGCCCAAUCUGGACGACCCGGCAGGACACUUCUUCGUUCCUGUACGAGAAAGCAACUGCAAAACUGCUAUUGGUCGUGCUUGCAAGCUUAACGUCCUCACUGCUAGUGGAAAGCUGACCAGUUACUCUGCACGAGCGGCGUUGGGAGAAGUGAGCAAAUAUUCGAAGCAGAUUGGUGGAUAUGCGGUUACUGAAGCCUCAAAGCUAUCGGUGGCGAGUGGUAAUUUCGGUGUUGGUGCACUAACUAGCACUAUUGCUUCCGCGACAAAUAAUAAGGAUACUCCAGCCAAAGAAGCUGAAGGUUCCAUUCAAGAAGCCCAACAACAGGAAGAUACGGCUGCUCAAACUUCGUUGGAAUCAAAUGCACCAGUUAACGAGGCGGCCUCGGUGGCGGCCGAUUCAGAUGUUACGCAAAGUGCCAUUCAGUCGACGGAGGCCCGCUCGGUUGGCACGUGCAAGCGAAAACUUCGCAAGAGACACUAG